ACUUCCACCGCUGUGAGAAGGCGAUGGCGGCCAAGGGGGCGGACGCCAGCCCCUGCCAGUGGUACUUCCGGGUCUACAAGUCCAUCUGUCCCACCGCCUGG
Messenger RNA from Eurypyga helias (sunbittern), 101 nucleotides. Its product is annotated as cytochrome c oxidase subunit 6B1-like. Gene Ontology annotation, cellular component: respiratory chain complex IV; mitochondrion. The annotation marks the transcript as partial. The transcript has a single exon. Lineage: Eukaryota; Metazoa; Chordata; Aves; Eurypygiformes; Eurypygidae. The record is from RefSeq and is a predicted model, not a curated record.